GCCCGAGCUCCACCCAGGUCGCAGGCAGCUCUGUCGGCGGAGGCUGUUUCCCGCCAUUGUGCGAAGUGGAGGCUGGGGCCCGCACGCUCUGCCCGCCCGUCGCCUGCAGCCCUUUGGUGUUCACCGCCACAGCAGCUGCUCCCGGAGGCGAGGGGAGACCGGACGGCCCGCGCUCCGCCGUGCGUGGGAGGGCGCGGGCGAGGAGCGGCCGAGCUCCUGAGGAGGAGCCGGGCUCCGGCAGCGCUCGGCCCUUGGAGAGCCGCCACCCGCACCUCGGCGAGAUGCCCUGCGGGGAGGACUGGCUCAGCCACCCGCUCGGGAUCGUGCAGGGCUUCUUCGCCCAAAAUGGAGUUAAUCCUGACUGGGAGAAGAAAGUUAUUGAAUAUUUUAAGGAAAAGCUGAAGGAAAAUAAUGCUCCUAAAUGGGUGCCAUCACUGAAUGAAGUUCCCCUUCAUUAUUUGAAACCUAACAGCUUUGUGAAAUUUCGUUGCAUGAUUCAGGAUAUGUUUGACCCUGAGUUUUACAUGGGAGUUUAUGAAACGGUUAACCAAAACACAAAAGCUCGUGUUCUUCAUUUUGGAAAAUACAGAGAUGUAGCAGAGUGUGGGCCUCAACAAGAACUUGAUUUAAACUCUCCACGAUCUACCACCUUGGAAAGACAGACUUUCUAUUGUGUUCCAGUGCCCGGGGAAUCUAUGUGGGUAAAAGAAGCCUAUGUUAAUGCAAACCAAGCUCGAGUCAGUCCCUCGACAUCCUACACUCCCAGUCGUCACAAGAGGAGUUAUGAAGAUGAUGAAGAUAUGGACCUACAGCCCCAUAAACAGAAAGACCAACACACAGGUGCCAGACAAGCAGGGUGCCUUAGAAAUGACUCAGUGCAAUGCUGUCCUUUGAAUUUAGGAAGUGUCAGUGGUCUUCAGUGGCGUGGCGAGCCAAAACGUUUAGAAACGGAAGCUUCCACAGGGCAGCAGCUGAACUCCCUAAACCUCUCUUCUCCUUUCGAUCUGAAUUUCCCUUUGCCUGGAGAGAAGGGCCCUGCCUGCCUUGUAAAGGUCUAUGAAGACUGCGAUUGUUUCAAAGUAAACGAUGUUCUUGAGUUUUACGGCAUCCUGUCUGUGGAUCCUGUGCUGAGUAUACUGAGUAGUGACGAAAGGGAUGCCUCUGCACUGCUGGACCCCAUGGAGUGCACAGAUACAGCAGAGGAGCAGCGGGUACACAGUCCUCCUGCCUCAUUAGUGCCAAGAAUUCAUGUGGUUUUGGCCCAGAAGUUGCAGCACAUCAAUCCAUUGUUACCUGCCUGUCUGAACAAAGAGGAGAGCAGAACCUGUAAGUUUGUGUCAAGUUUCCUGUCCGAAUUAUCUCCAGUCAGAGCAGAACUGCUAGGGUUCCUCACUCAUGCCCUUUUGGGAGACAGUUUGGCAGCUGAGUACCUUAUAUUACAUCUCAUCUCUACAGUAUACACAAGAAGAGAUGUUCUUCCACUGGGAAAAUUUACUGUGAACCUGAGUGGUUGCCCACGGAAUAGUACCUUCACAGAACAUUUAUAUCGAAUUAUUCAACAUCUUGUUCCAGCAUCUUUUCGUCUACAGAUGACUAUAGAGAACAUGAACCAUUUGAAAUUCAUUCCCCAUAAAGACUACACAGCCAAUCGCUUGGUCAGUGGACUCCUCCAGCUGCCCAACAACACUUCCCUGGUCAUUGAUGAAACUCUGCUGGAGCAAGGGCAGUUGGACACCCCAGGUGUUCAUAAUGUGACUGCCCUGAGCAACCUGAUAACCUGGCAGAAGGUGGAUUAUGACUUCAGUUACCACCAGAUGGAAUUCCCCUGCAGCAUCAAUGUUCUUAUCACCUCAGAGGGGCGGUCACUCCUCCCUGCAGACUGCCAGAUCCACUUACAACCCCAGCUAAUGCCACCCAAUAUGGAGGAGUACAUGAACAGCCUUCUCUCCACAGUGCUGCCUUCUGUAUUGAACAAGUUCCGCAUCUUCCUGACCCUUUUGAGAUUCCUGGAUUACAGCAUAUCUGAUGAAAUAACCAAGGCAGUUGAAGAUGACUUCGUGGAGAUGCGUAAGAAUGACCCCCAGAGCAUCACUGCGGAUGAUCUCCACCAGCUGCUGGUGGUAGCUCGGUUUCUGUCUCUGAGUGCUGGUCAGACAACGCUGUCACGAGAACGGUGGCUAAGAGCCAAGCAGCUAGAGUCUUUAAGAAGAAACAGGCUUCAGCAGCAAAAAUGUGUGAAUGGAAAUGAACUUUAAAGUUCUGAUACCCAUGAAGAUUGAUGGGCAAACGGUAGCCACGUUAUUGUAAAAUUCAAAUGUCAUUUGUACCACAUUGUUUUAUAGAUAAUUUGUAUCAAAAACCAAUGACUUUUCCUGAAGUCAGGCCUGGUAACAUCUGAAGUUUAUAUGAUACCUCAGUAAGGGCUUUUACCUUGCUGAUUUUAUGGAGCUUUUGGAGUUUGUUUUAUAAUUAUAUAAAUCAGUUACAAUGUACAAAAAUAUUUGAUAUUAAAGUUUAAUAAUGAUGAUGUUGCUGGUUAUACCAUUUCCUUAGCUACAGCAAAGUCAUAGGCCAGACUCUGUUGAAAUGCUGUUAACUUCAUUUGAAGAAAACUAUUGCAAUUUCAAAGGUGAAGGAAUUUUGCACUUCAGAUUUCUGUCUUUCCAUUUAAUAGUGGGUCUGAGUCUGUUCAGUAGUCAGGUUUGGGGAAUGGGGCAAACCUGCCAUAGAUUCAUAUAUGGGACACCAAGACAACUGGCAGCUGACAGAAACCUUCCACUUAACAGUUAGCCUACAAAACUAGUCAUUUACAUGGAAGUGGUUCCCAAACUUUUUAAUUUUAUGAACCAGCAGUAUUUUUUUUUUUAAAUUGGGGAUAAUGUUGCCAAUUUUCUUGACAUGUAAUCUGAAAGCAAUCUCUUUAUUACCAUAAAAGGAUAAACAGCCUAGUGUGAUGGCACAUGCCUGUAAUCCCAGCAUUCUGAAAGUCUGGGGCAAGGGGCUGGAGUUUGAGACCACACUGGGCAACUUGGUGGCUUUCUCAACAGGAAAAAAUUUAAAAAGGGAUAGGAGUGUAGCUCAGUGUGAAGGCCCUAGGUUCAAUCCCCACUACCUCGCCAAAAAGGUUUUGUGGGGUUUUUUUCCAGAACAAAAGAUAGUACCUUAAAUGGAAUAAAUGUAACUUUUGGAGAAUACUACAUUGUCUUCAUUUCUCAUUAUAUCCCAGCACAUUCAAAAACCACAGCUUUAUGGGAUUCAUUUAAAGGAACACUGCUCUAUGAAGCUUCACCUAAAUAUGAGAAAAAAAAAUAGUAAAUUUAAAAACUAAUGCCCUCUUUAGAAAGCUUGGUUUUUGACAAUGUUGGGGAUCAAACCCAUACCCUCUCUCGUGUGCUAGGCAAAGCCUAUACAAGCGGGGGUGAACCUAUGGCAUGCAUGCCUCAGCUGGCUGUUUGUUACCAUUGAAAGCUCUAAAAGGUUUGCCAUCACUUGCCCUAUGCCAGUGAGCUACAUCUCCAGCCCAGAAAAAGACUCCUGAUGUCAUUCAGUUGCUUUGAGGAUAUUAGAUUUUGAGUUUUAUGUAAGUUUACCAGUUCCCAUUAUAUUAGAUCAAAUUAUCUGCCAGUCCAGUAAAGGCCUGAAACAAUUAUAGGUAAGCUUUCCCUGACCCCAUUAGUUUUGAUAAAUACAGUUUUUUAAGGAACAAAAAUACUACCCACAGAGAACAAAUUAACAUACCAUAGUAUAAAAUUGUGGCAACAAGAAUCUUCAGAAAGGUUCGAAUAUUACUUUUUAAAGACAUCGAUGUGUAUAAAGAUUAAAUUUUUUCCGUCAGUAACUUACCUAGUUGGAAACAAAUCAAAUGAUUCCUUAAACUUUUUUCCUAUAAGGAAGACUUACAUUGACGUUGUUAACCAAGGAAACAGGGUCAGCCUUGAAAAAUCAAGGAAUUCAUUAUGCUUAGUGAAGGGAAAUAAAAAUUAGCUGGUGGUUCAAUAUUCUUUUCCUAAAUUCAAAUCUAUUUUUAUAAACUAAUGUAAAUAAUGUUUAUAUUAGAAUUCUAACUGGUUUUCAUUUUUAUAACUGGUAGACUAGACCUUCCUUAAAACUUUUAGAAAUAAAAUGAAGGUUCAACUGGAUUUGUGAGUAAAAUAAUUUUCUUUAUCCUUGAACAAAGUAGAUUAGUUACCAUUGUGUCUAAUUGUGCCAAUGUAAAAUGUAAUCUACCAAAGAGAAAUCCUAAUUUUGCUUGGUCUUGCAGAAAAGUUCAGUGAAAGAACCCUCUUUCCAGUAAAUAAACUUUCCCAAAUUACCAGUU
Messenger RNA from Heterocephalus glaber (naked mole-rat), 4318 nucleotides. It is a transcript of the gene Mcmbp, whose product is annotated as minichromosome maintenance complex binding protein. Gene Ontology annotation, biological process: DNA-templated DNA replication. Lineage: Eukaryota; Metazoa; Chordata; Mammalia; Rodentia; Bathyergidae. The record is from RefSeq and is a predicted model, not a curated record. Gene Ontology annotation, molecular function: chromatin binding.